Hymenoscyphus albidus is the source of this 3716-nucleotide messenger RNA. NCBI's taxonomy places the organism in Eukaryota, Fungi, Ascomycota, Leotiomycetes, Helotiales, Helotiaceae. The record is from the annotation of a GenBank genome assembly.
AAAUUAUACUGUGUACUGCACUGCACUGCACUUCGACUUGGUGAAGUCUCUCUUGCUGUGCUGCUGCUGCUGCUGCUGCCUCUGCCUCAUCUACAUCUUCAUCUCCCCUCCAGAGACACUGCCCUCCAUCGCCCUCUCCCCUCUCCCCUCUGCCUCCACUACGCCGCUCCCACCUCGUCGGCUGCGUGCCCAGCAUUUCCCCAGAUCCCCAUCAUCCACCGCCUAUUGUAGAGCUCUCUCUCCUAAGCGCUGCGAUCACGAGGAGCCCGUGGAGCAUGACUCUAGUCAUCGCUAUCUGAGCCUGAGCCUGAGCCUGAGCCUCUAUCUCUCCCAUCACCUAACAUCGAGUCCGGCGCACGUCAACCUCGGGGGAAAUAGGCAUUGCAUUGUUGGAUAUCUCACCACCGGAAAAUACACCCCCAAGAAGGCCCAAGAUCCCUGUAUCAUGCUCGUUGCCUGAGCUUGUGUAGGCCCCCAGUUCGCUCGCCUUUGCUUGCCCUUUCCCUGGAGUAGUUGAUAGACAACAUCAGGAGAACGUCCCAUCCCAUCACACAUCCAGACCAGCCUCCGGUUACAUUCGAAAAGUCGACGAGAGUACGAUGGAUGCCCACAUCAUGAGGUAUCCCGGUCCUGCGUGUAUUGAAAUCUAGCCCUACGAUUGCUGCCGUGAAAGUGCGUACGAAGAACGAUCCUCAGUACAUCGCUUCUCGCUACCGCAACGACAGCUACUCUCAAAAUAAAAGUCCUGGUUGAAGGCACAACAAUCCAAAUGCAUCAACACCCUCGCCCAUCACCGGUGACGGCAUCACCGGCUUCGUCCCCACGCACAAACCCAACUCGAACGAACAACCCGAGAGAAGAAGGCUACAAUCCAAAUCCAUACACACGAAUAAUUCCAGACAUGCCCGGGUCGAGUGAAGGAGAUGAUGGGAGUAGUGAUAGUGGUGUGAUGCCUUCGAAUGGUCCUAGUAAAGAUGCUGUGAAGAAGUUGGACCAAGUAAUACAGGUACGGGGGGAUAUACGUCUACCAGCUGCUCGGAAUAUCCUAGCUAACUGCAUGCUCCACAGAAUUUCCACACAAAAGCGGCUAUUGUCAUAUUGCAGUCGAGGAUGUCCUUGUCCAUCAUGAUAGGUAAGGACGGUACAAAGAAAGUCAACAAAUGGGUAGGUGAUUCCAAUGGUCGAUAUCCAAGUGCCAGAGUAAUAAUACCGAGUAGUUUCAAAUCGAGACCGACGACACCACUUCUUUUCGCGAUGAAUUGAGUAUGUGGAAAACUUGUGGGGGCCUACAAAAUCGCCCGCCACCUCUAAUUAUCGAAACCUAUCUCGACACCUCGGCCUUGACUAGCAGCCAUACAUUAGUGUUUGUGGAUGAGAAUGGAAAGAGAUGGGAUGCCCUCGAGGCACUGAAUGAGGCGUAUGGACAGGUGGAGGGGACUUCUCGGAUGCGGAAUCGGAGUAAAGAAGUGAUAUUGGAAAGGUGGAAAAUCGAACUAAAAGGCAACCCAGUGGAAGGAACGUACGAUUACGGCUUGACGUUACCAACCGUCUAUAAGCAGUGUAUUGUCUUUUUCCGAUCACUCUACACUACCUCCAAAUUUACCCCCACGUGGAAAUUUGGAAAGGGCCUCGCCAAGAGUGGAAAGAGUUUGAUGCGAGUGAAGUGUCGUAUAUUGAGCGCUGACGUCGAGUCUGGUCGAUUUGACCCGCUUACUCAUCCAUUGCACGGAAAUGGUGGUGCUGUACCUGUAACCACAAAAUUCCCCCUCGGAACAACAGAUACACCAGUGGGACAAUUUUCCGCCGAAGUCUCCUACCGAAAUGAUUGCAACUUUCGCGUAGUUGAUUCCGAAUCUCUGCUUAGUUCGAGGUUCAUGGGUGCAGAUGAACAUUAUUUUCAGCCUUCGCUAGGAGGGAGGCUUGAUAAGCGAAACCGGAGUCUAAGACCGGUUGAAGUCGGCUCACUUCCUGUCAAUAGACUGUCUGUGGAAGAACAGAAUCCAGUGCAGGCUUAUGGAAGUCUUUCUACGUUUCACGGUGAUGUGCCGCCUAGAGGUUCAAGUCCCAUAUCUGCUCUUCGUGCUGCUCGUCCAAUGGGUUCGGACACAAGCUCACCUCCAUCAUUACCGAAGGAGAAAGAUAGACCAAUACAUCAAUCGCGAGCGUCACUGAUGUCAUUAGAAGGCAUUGCCCUGGCGAGAAGACCAUCGGUCUCAUUUCAACCCUUCAAAGCGGGAUCAUUGUCCUCUUCUCCAGGUCGAAUUGGGGACAUGAAUCCGCCACAAUCUCCACAGUCGUUACCUCGGGGAUCAGGCUUUAGUGCCUUGACAACGGCUCGCAAUCGUUCGUCUUUAACAGCCGGGAUGCCCGCUUCGUUAAGGGGGGGCCCAAUUAUCACAGAUAAUCCGAUCACUUCAUCGACUUCUAGCUCGCCCAAACCCGCCCCUAUAAGUAGGUUUGGCAGUAGCUUCACCCACCGUCGGGGAAGAUCAUCUUUUGGUGGCGCAAGUAGGGUGGUGGACGAUGACCAAGGUAGCAGCGGAAAACAAAGCUUGUCAUCUUCUGUGCAACCUGGCUCCGGAAUCCUUGCGGAAGGGGGUACGGGUGGUAGUUCGGGAUCACUACAAACAGACGAUGACAAUAUUUCGGAAUUUCUAAAAUUGCUGGAUAGCAAGAAAACCUUACAGAGCUUUGAACCAUCGGGUUCUGCAUCAACCAAGAGAACAAGUGCCCAGCUUUCAAAGUUUCAAUCUAUGCGUGAAUCGAACAACGUAUUGACAGAAUCGAUAUCUUCGUCAACAAUGUUGCACCGAUCGUCCAGCUCUUCGAGCCGUCAAUUAUCAAGUGUACCACCUAUGGUAGCUGCCAAUUCCAUGUCAGUUUCAUCGUCUCCGGGGAAGCCAGUGUCACCGCAUACUCCACAUACCCCAGCCAUACCAUCGAGAUUAAGUGCAAAUUCCAUAGUGGAAUAUUCUGUACCUCGGAGGGCAGCUACUUCUCGUGAUAGGACAACUACGACCGAGUCACAGUCGGAAGAUAUCUCGGGUGACCAAGUAAAUCCCCUCGGCACCAAUGCUAUUGAUAUUCCCACGUCACCGAGACCGUACUAUCCCCAUGCCCGACGAUCUAGCUCGGUGGCGCAACAACAACGGGCGUUACCUAUUGAAGAUGAUAUGGGGGAACUCCCUUUUGGUGUUCAUCGUUCCAUGAGUCUGGGAGCUGAUGACCGAGAACCACCAAGCUUAAGUGCCCUUCUCGGCCUUGGCCAGGCAUCCGAGCCUGUUGAGCCUGCUUCGUCUUCGUCGGCUAAUCGCCUUCAAACUGCUCCUCUCGCGACAGACAUGUCUCGUCGAGCUUCAUCCUCACUAGAGGCGAAUGAUUCCGAUGCUCCACAGGCUCCUCGUGGAUUCUCAGCUGGCUCUACAAAUUCACCAUAUCGACCAAGAAUCGGACGAACUGGUGGACGUGGAUUGACACCGCCACAGACGGGCUCCUAUUCCAGUCUCAUUACUAGUAAUAGCGGCACUAGUGAGAGAGGUAGUGGCAGAUACAGCUUCACGAGGACCGCUGGUGCGUACGAAAUAGACGAUGAGCUUCUUUUUGAUAUGAGUGAGAUUGGACGGGAUCAAUCACGGAGGAGCAUCGAAGAAACUCGAGGGGGAGGUAAUGACUCUGGCUCCAGUAGUCGAAGAGGUAGUAGUCGUCGUGGAUGGUAG